Molecule: messenger RNA, 471 nt
Organism: Phoenix dactylifera (date palm)
Lineage: Eukaryota; Viridiplantae; Streptophyta; Magnoliopsida; Arecales; Arecaceae
Source: RefSeq, a predicted model, not a curated record
AUGAACUCAAUUUUUCGGAGGUUCCUGCGUAAGUUUGUCUUAGUUUUCUUCGAUGACAUUCUGGUCUACAGUACAACCUUGGAAUUGCAUUUAGUUCUUCUGAAUGAAACCCUCAAGAUCCUCGCUGAACACCAGUUUUACCUCAAGCCCUCUAAAUGUUCUUUUGGGCAACAGCAAGUCGAGUACCUUGGCCACAUUGUUUCGGCCAAGGAAGUGCAGGUGGAUGCCACGAAGAUUCGAGCUAUGCUGGAAUGGCCACAACCAACUUCAGUGAUAGAACUGGGGGGAUUUCUUGGGCUGACAGGGUAUUACCGAAAGUUCGUCAAGGACUACAGGAUCAUUGCUGCACCAUUGACAGCUCUAUUGAGGAAAGGGCAGUUUCAGUGGAACUCCCAGGCUGAACAGGUCUUCCAUCAUCUAAAAGCAAGCCAUGACGUCCACUCCGGUGCUCGCGAUGCCAAAUUUUUUUAG